AUGGAGGAGUCGCCGGAGUGGCAGGCCCAACUGCGGGCGGCCGAGGAGGAGGAGCAGCAGCUGUGGGAAAACCCAGGGUACCCACCCACGCCGAGGAAUGCGCCCGAGCCCUGCAUCCCGCCGCCAGAAGUGGCAGAAGACUGGGCGUCCUCACCUCCGCGGUGGCUGCCCGAAAUCCCACCCACACCGCGGUACGAGGGGUCACCGCAGUGGACUCCAGCACGACCACCCACACCGAGGUUCGAGCAGCCACCACCGCAGCCGCAGCCACCACCGCAGCAGCAGUUCGAACGCGAGCAGCCACCACCGCAGCAGCAGCUCGAACGCGAGCACCCACCACCGCAGCAGCAGCCACCACCGCAGCAGCAGCACGAACGCGAGCGACGCCGGCAGCACGAGACCGAUCCGCUGCAGCAACAACACAUCCGGACGGACAUACCGGCGGCUCACGGACCCGCGGAGGAGACGGCGGCGACGGAGGAGCCCCGAAUCUGGGAAGAGAGUGGUCCCCGGGUGAGCCCGCUGGAUCCCAGGACCCGCGGCAGACCGGAGCAUUGGGCCCCACCGACACCGAGCACCAGACUGACGACGCCAAGGACAGGGCCAUCGACGCCAAUGCCAACAGGGAGCGCGACGGUAACCGCGGAGCCAGAUGAGCCGCUGGAGCGAGGACCCUGGGUGUGGCCCGAGCCCGUGGAAGGCGGCCGACCUCCGCUCAAGCGGCAGCACAAGGCGCCCGAAGUGUCCGAGGUGGUGGCACGCCCGAAAUUGUCGCGGACGGUGUCGGCGCCGGAGGGCCAGCGAUGGCGAGAGAUCGCGGAGCAUGAAUUGCCCGAGGGGAUUGCGGAAGCACCGGCGGUGAAGGAGGCUCGCAUCCUGGGCGGCAGGCGCAGCGUGCGCGCGCCCAUUUACGUGUGGCUUCCACCCACUACUUUAACCCAGUCUCAGAUGAGCUAG
Molecule: messenger RNA, 957 nt
Organism: Drosophila subpulchrella
Lineage: Eukaryota; Metazoa; Arthropoda; Insecta; Diptera; Drosophilidae
Product: early nodulin-75-like
Exons: 3
Coding region: 1-957 (318 amino acids)
Source: RefSeq, a predicted model, not a curated record